CGCCCACAAGACUCAUCAGUCAGUUUAUAUCUGAAACGCAACAAUGGCGGACGCAGCGGCUCGUCAAUUGCAGUACGAAUAUAAAGCUAAUUCUAAUCUUGUUCUACAAGCCGAUGUUCGAUUAAUUGAACGACGUAGUCGUGAUGAAGCUACCGGUGAAGUUAUGUCCCUUGUUGGGAAAUUGGACGGCACAAGAAUGGGUGAUCGUGCUAAGAGAACUAGACCCGGCAAAGUUGAAGAACGUAAAGUCAAACGUCAGAAGAGAGAUGAAGCUCAGUAUGAUUUUGCGAGAAUGAAAGGAGCAACUUUACUUUCGGAAGGUAUGGAUGAAAUGGUGGGCAUAGUUUAUCGUCCAAAAACUCAAGAAACUCGUCAAACAUAUGAGGUAUUACUUAGUUUUAUCCAAGAAGCUAUAGGUGAUCAACCUCGUGACAUUCUUUGUGGUGCUGCUGAUGAGGUUUUGGCAGUAUUGAAAAAUGAUCGUUUGAAAGAGAAAGAGAAGAAGAAAGAAACAGAACUUCUGUUGGGUUCCUUAGCGGAAGAAAGAUUUGCAUUAUUGGUGAAUUUAGGAAAAAAAAUAACAGACUUUGGUAAUGAAGAAAAGACAGUUGCGAGUGAAGAAAAUAUUGAUGAGACUUACGGUAUUAAUGUUCAAUUUGAAGAAAGUAGUGAAGAAGAUGAUGAAGAUGUACAUGGUGAAGUAAGAGAAAUUGAUGAUGAUGGAGAGGAAGGUGAAGAAGCAAACGUUAACCGUGCAAUCCAUGCAGAAAAUCUCGGUGGAAAUGAAGAAACAAAAAAAGAAAAAACUCUUCAUCCUCUUGAUAUUGAUGCAUAUUGGUUGCAAAGAAGGCUCAAAGAAAUAUACAAUGAUGCUAUGGUAUCUCAAGCAAAAGCCGCUGAAGUAUUGGCAGUCUUAAGAGAUGCAGGAGAUGAUCGUGAUUGUGAAAAUCAACUAGUUCUUCUUCUUGGGUAUGAUUGUUUCAAUUUUGUUAAGCAAUUAAAAAAGCACCGUCAUAUGAUUGCUUAUUGUACAAUGUUAGCAUCAUCUCAGUCUGAAUCAGAGCGUCAAACAAUACGAAAUAAAAUGAACGAUAAUCCAACUCUAGCAAAAAUUCUUCGACAAUUGGAUACAGGUAAAGGUGAAGAAGAUGCUGACGAGACUAUGGAAGCAAGAACACAAAGAAAAAGAAUCGAAGAAAAUGAAGAUACUGGUGGUCCAGCAGGUCAAGUUCAAGGAACAAGGAAUAUUAUCGAUCUUGAAGAUCUUACUUUUGCACAAGGAUCUCACUUUAUGGCUAAUAAACGAUGCCAACUUCCUGAUGGAAGCUUUAGAAAGCAAAGAAAGGGAUAUGAAGAAGUCCAUGUUCCAGCAUUAAAACCUAAGCCUUUUGGCGAAAAUGAAAAAUUACAGCCAAUUGAUCAACUCCCAAAGUAUGUUCAACCGGCAUUUGAAGGAUUUAAAACAUUGAACAGAAUCCAAAGUAGACUUCAUCAUACAGCACUUGAAAGUGAUGAAAACCUACUGUUAUGCGCUCCAACUGGUGCUGGUAAAACUAAUGUAGCUUUACUUUGUAUGAUGCGAGAAAUUGGCAAGCAUAUUAAUUCUGAUGGAACCAUCGAAGCUGAUCAGUUUAAAAUCAUCUAUGUCGCUCCAAUGCGUUCACUGGUACAGGAAAUGGUAGGAAAUUUUGGAAAACGUUUGGCAAGUUAUAAUUUAACUGUUUCCGAGUUGACAGGAGAUCAUCAAUUAAAUCGAGAACAAAUAGCUGCAACUCAGGUGAUAGUAUGUACUCCGGAAAAAUGGGAUAUUAUAACAAGAAAAGGUGGUGAAAAAACAUUUACCAAUUUAGUACGGUUAAUUAUCAUUGAUGAAAUACACUUACUACAUGAUGAACGAGGUCCUGUUCUUGAAUCUCUAGUAGCUCGAACUAUUAGAAAUAUAGAAACAACACAAGAAGAUGUUCGUUUAGUUGGAUUAUCUGCUACUUUACCAAACUACCAAGAUGUUGCACGAUUUCUAAGAAUUAAGCCAGAAACAGGGCUAUUUUAUUUCGACAACAGUUUCCGACCAGUCUCUUUAGAGCAACAGUAUAUAGGAAUUACUGAAAAGAAAGCUUUAAAACGAUUCCAAGUUAUGAAUGAAAUCGUUUAUGAGAAAACUAUGGAACAUGCAGGACGAAAUCAAGUUUUAAUUUUUGUUCAUUCAAGGAAAGAAACUGGAAAGACAGCCAGAGCUAUUAGAGAUAUGUGUUUAGAGAAAGAUACUUUGGGUCAAUUUUUACGAGAAGGUUCUGCAUCGAUGGAAGUACUUAGGACUGAAGCUGAACAAGUAAAAAAUCAAGAGUUAAAAGAUCUCCUUCCCUACGGAUUUGCAAUUCAUCAUGCAGGCAUGACAAGAGUAGAUCGUACUCUAGUUGAAGAUUUAUUUGCUGAUAGACAUAUUCAAGUGUUGGUAUCUACUGCUACGUUAGCUUGGGGUGUAAAUCUUCCAGCCCAUACUGUAAUCAUCAAAGGUACACAGAUUUACAAUCCAGAAAAAGGCCGUUGGGUUGAGCUUGGAGCUUUAGAUGUACUUCAGAUGUUAGGGCGAGCUGGUCGGCCUCAAUAUGAUACUAAAGGAGAGGGUAUUUUAAUUACUAAUCAUAGUGAAUUACAAUAUUAUUUAUCACUUUUAAAUCAGCAGCUUCCUAUUGAAUCACAAUUGAUAAGUAAAAUGCCUGACAUGCUAAAUGCUGAGAUUGUUCUUGGAACAAUUCAAAAUAUCCGAGAUGCUGUACUGUGGCUUGGAUAUACUUAUUUAUAUAUCAGAAUGCUUCGAUGUCCUCAUCUCUAUGGUAUCAGUCAAGAUAAACUUAAAGAAGAUCCACUUUUAGAACUUCAUAGAGCUGACCUUAUUCAUUCAGCAGCACUUUCUUUGGAUAGAAGUGGAUUGAUUAAAUAUGAUCGUAAAUCUGGAAACUUCCAAGCAACUGAACUUGGAAGAAUUGCAUCACAUUACUAUUGUACUCAUGAAACAAUGUCAACUUAUAAUCAACUAUUGAAAAGAACUUUAAGUGAGAUAGAACUAUUCAGAGUUUUUUCUUUAUCUAGUGAAUUUAAAAACAUUAAUGUACGUGAAGAAGAAAAAUUAGAAUUACAAAAAUUGAUGGAAAGGGUUCCUAUACCGAUUAAAGAAAGUAUGGAAGAAGCUAGUGCUAAAGUUAAUGUUCUUUUACAAGCUUUUAUAUCACAAUUGAAACUUGAAGGAUUUGCAUUAAUGUCAGACAUGGUUUUUGUUACACAAUCAGCAUCAAGAUUAAUGCGAGCUAUUUUUGAAAUCGUAUUAUAUCGAGGUUGGGCUCAAUUGGCAGAUAAGUGUCUGUCUCUCUGCAAAAUGAUUGAUAGAAGAAUUUGGCAAUCUAUGUCUCCACUAAGGCAAUUUCGUAAGAUGCCAGAAGAAAUAGUGAAAAAAAUUGAGAAAAAAAAUUUCCCAUGGGAAAGACUUUAUGAUCUUGGUCCUAAUGAAAUAGGAGAAUUAAUUCGAGUACCUAAAUUAGGUAAAAUGAUACACAAAUACAUUCAUCAAUUUCCUAAACUCGAAUUAUCAACACACAUCCAACCAAUUACUCGUUCUACCUUACGAGUGGAGUUAACAAUCACUCCAGACUUUCAAUGGGACGAGAAAGUCCAUGGUACAUCCGAAGCCUUUUGGAUUCUCGUUGAAGAUGUAGACUCUGAAGUCAUUCUUCAUCAUGAAUACUUUUUACUCAAAGCUAAAUAUUCUACAGAUGAACAUCUUAUCAAAUUUUUUGUGCCAGUAUUUGAACCAUUACCACCGCAAUAUUUUCUACGAGUUGUGUCUGAUAGAUGGAUUGGAGCGGAAUCACAAUUACCUGUAAGUUUUCGUCAUUUGAUUUUACCAGAAAAAAAUUUACCACCGACGGAACUUCUUGAUUUACAACCAUUACCUAUAACAGCAUUACGAAAUCCCAAGUUCCAAAGUCUUUACAUGGAUAAAUUUCCUCAGUUUAAUCCAAUUCAAACUCAAGUAUUCAAUGCCGUUUAUAAUUCUGAUGACAACGUAUUUAUUGGUGCUCCAACUGGUUCGGGAAAAACUACAAUAGCAGAGUUUGCAGUGUUACGAUUAUUAACACAAAACUCUGAAGGUAGAUGUGUAUAUAUGGUCAGUAAAGAGCCAUUAGCAGAGUUGGUGUACUCAGAUUGGCUGGUAAAAUUUAAUCACCAGCUUGGUAGGAAAGUCGUGCUUCUUACUGGAGAAACUGGCACAGAUCUGAAACUUCUUGCCAAAGGACAGAUUAUUAUAACAACUGCAGAUAAGUGGGAUGUACUUUCACGUCGUUGGAAGCAACGUAAAAAUGUGCAAAACAUCCAGCUUUUUAUUGUUGAUGAGUUGCAGUUAAUUGGUGGAGAGGAUGGGCCAGUUCUAGAAGUAGCAUGCUCGAGAGCAAGGUAUAUUUCAUCACAGUUAGAUAAACCAACAAGAAUUGUUGCCUUAUCUGCAUCUCUAGCUGAUGCCAAAGAUGCUGCACAAUGGCUUGGAGCACCCGCUGCAGCUACAUUUAAUUUCCAUCCAUCGGUGAGACCAGUUACCCUUGACCUUCAUGUUCAAGGAAUAAAUAUUACUCAUAAUGCCUCUAGACUAGCUGCUAUGGCAAAGCCAGUAUACAAUGCUAUCCUCAGAUAUGCUCCUCAUAAACCCAUCAUCAUCUUCGUACCAACUCGACGACAAGCACGAUUGACUGCCAUUGACCUCCUCACUUUUGCUGCAGCAGAAGGUCAACCUUCAAAAUUUUUCCAUGCUGAAGAAUCUGACAUAAAACCAUUCUUAGACAGGAUGAGUGAUAAAACUUUACGAGAAACACUCUCUCAAGGUGUAGCAUAUCUUCACGAAGGACUAUCAGUAGAUGAUCGCCACUUAGUUGAGAGAUUAUUUGAUAGUGGAGCUAUCCAAGUAGCUGUUGUUACUCGAGAUUUAUGCUGGGGACUUUCGAUCAAUUCUCAUCUAGUUGUUAUUAUGGAUACACAGUGUUAUAAUGGUAAAACACAUGCAUACGAAGAUUAUCCCAUUACAGAUGUGUUGCAAAUGGUAGCACGUGCUAAUAGACCUUUAGAGGAUCAUGAUGCUAAAUGUGUCUUAUUGUGUCAAAGUUCAAAGAAAGACUUUUUCAAGAAAUUUUUAAAAGAACCUCUACCAGUAGAAAGCCAUCUAGAUCAUCGUCUUCAUGAUCACUUCAAUGCUGAAAUUGUUACAAAAACUAUUGAGAACAAACAAGAUGCUGUUGAUUAUUUAACUUGGACAUUCUUAUAUCGAAGGCUGACACAAAAUCCUAAUUAUUAUGGCUUACAAGGUGUCACUCAUCGUCAUCUAUCUGAUCAUCUUUCUGAAUUAGUUGAAAGAACUCUUAGUGAUCUAGAACAAGCUAAAUGUGUUGCAGUUGAAGAUGAAAUGGAUACACUUCCUCUAAAUCUUGGAAUGAUUGCUGCUUACUAUUAUAUCAAUUAUGCAACGAUAGAGUUAUUUAGUCUUUCACUUAACAGUAAAACAAAAAUACGAGGACUUUUGGAAAUUAUCUCGGCUGCUGCGGAAUAUGAAACAGUUCCCGUUAGACAACGUGAAGAGAACUUAUUAAGAAGUUUAGCACAAAGGUUACCACAUGCCCCACAAGCUACAAGGAUGGCAGAUCCUCAUGUUAAAGCACAAUUACUUCUCCAAGCUCAUUUAUCUCGGAUCCAACUUGGUCCAGAAUUACAAAAAGAUACAGAACUGGUUUUAAAUAAGGCUAUAAGGCUCAUUCAAGCUUGUGUAGACGUCUUGAGUUCUUCUGGUUGGUUAGCACCUGCUGUAGCUGCUAUGGAACUAGCACAAAUGGUAACGCAAGCAAUGUGGUCUAAAGAUUCAUAUUUGAAACAAUUGCCGCACUUUACUAGUGAAACUAUUAAGCGAUGUACUGAAAAGGGUGUUGAAACUGUUUUUGAUGUUAUGGAGUUAGAUGAUGAAGACCGAAAUAGACUUUUACAAUUAACUGAUGCCCAAAUGGUUGAUGUUGCUAAAUUUUGUAACCGAUAUCCAAAUAUUGAAAUGUCUUAUGAAAUUCAAGAUAAAGAUAAACUUCACAGUGGUGGUACUGUUAAUGUCAUUGUUCAAUUGGAAAGAGAAGAUGAAGUGAUUGGACCUGUCGUAGCACCAUUCUUCCCACAAAAAAGAGAAGAAGGUUGGUGGGUUGUUAUCGGAGAUCCUAAAACCAACUCACUGCUUUCCAUCAAGAGGCUAACACUCCAACAAAAAGCCAAAGUUAAACUGGACUUUGUAGCUCCCGCUGCCGGACAGCACUCUUAUACUCUGUAUUUCAUGAGUGAUGCUUAUCUUGGUUGCGAUCAAGAGUACAAAUUUACACUUAAUGUUGGAGAAUAUGAAUCUGAAGGCAGCUCAGGAUCAGAUUCAGAAUAAAUUAACAUGACUUUAUAUUCGAGAGAUAAUAAUUUUUUAAAUAAAAACAAAAUAAAAAUAACAGUUAAAUAAAUUAAGGCUUAUGUUAGUUUUAUUUUGUCACACAGUCAACAUAUUAUAUUCCAAUGAAAUAUAUUGUGAUCAUUCAUUUUAACUUUGUAAUAAAGAUGUCAUAAAAAUAUCAUUACUUAGAAAAUUAUAUUAAUUUUCUACAAAAUUCUCUUGGAUAUAAUUUGUAUAAAAAUUGUAAUAUACACAUUGAUCCAGAAUUCAGUGUGAUAGAUUUUUAUAUC
Molecule: messenger RNA, 6741 nt
Organism: Chelonus insularis
Lineage: Eukaryota; Metazoa; Arthropoda; Insecta; Hymenoptera; Braconidae
Gene: l(3)72Ab
Product: U5 small nuclear ribonucleoprotein l(3)72Ab
Exons: 3
Coding region: 44-6448 (2134 amino acids)
Molecular function (GO): ATP binding; ATP hydrolysis activity; nucleic acid binding
Source: RefSeq, a predicted model, not a curated record